Silurus meridionalis is the source of this 4529-nucleotide messenger RNA. RefSeq names its product docking protein 3. The record is from RefSeq and is a predicted model, not a curated record. Gene Ontology annotation, cellular component: cytoplasm. Lineage: Eukaryota; Metazoa; Chordata; Actinopteri; Siluriformes; Siluridae. The transcript has 5 exons. Gene Ontology annotation, biological process: positive regulation of MAPK cascade; cell surface receptor protein tyrosine kinase signaling pathway. The coding region runs from base 266 to 1846 and encodes 526 amino acids.
CACACACACACACAGACACAGACACAUACACACACACUCAUGCACAUUAUAGCCACAAACUUCUGCAACCCAGUGCAUCAGAAAAGAAAAGAGGAACAAAACAAGAGGAAUGAAUACCCAGAGGCGGCUUAAGACAAAAAGAGAGCACAAAGAAAGACAGACAAAGUGAAAGGGAGGAAAGCAUACGCAGAAAAGGAGAUACGUGAUAUACUGUAAAAUCAAAGAACAGGAGAUAGAAGGCAACAGGAAAACACAGAGUUGGUGAAUGAUGGAGGGAGAGGUCAGAAAGAAAGGGAUGCUCUAUCAACAGCAGCAGCGCUUCGGGAAGAAAUGGAAGAAGGUCUGGGCCGAAGCUGUGGCCGACAGCAUGCACAGCCUCUCCUGUCUGGAGCUGUUUGAAUACAGCAAGUCCUCGAUGAAGGAGGGUAAAAAACGAGCCGACAGUAAGAAAGUGAUCGUGAUGAGAGAUUGUGUCAAGAUAAAAGAAAAAGAAGCAGAAGGAUGUCCGAAGGAAUGCAGCACCUUCCUUCUCGAAACCGCAGACAAGACACACAUGUUCGCGUCUCCCACGCCAGAGCUGCACAGCUGGAUCACAGAGUUGUGCAGGCUUGCAUUCCCUCUGAAUCAAGCAGAGGGUAGAUCACAGAAGGCAGAACAUCUUUCAGCUGUAGAGAUGCAGGAGAACAUGCUGUAUGGCACUACUGAGAGUGUGCGGGAUUUCCUGGUGAUUGCUGUGGCUACAGAAGCAGCGUUACGGUGUAAUUUGUACGGAGAGUACUUUCUCACACCGCAACAGGACUUGUUACUGCUAAAGGACUCAAAAACGAAGCAGGUUCUCCUCACGUGGCCGUAUCGUUUUGUCAGGAAAUUUGGCCAAGACAUGCUGGCUUUCAACUUUGAAGCAGGUCGCAGGUGCGAGUCUGGCGAAGGCUACUUUGAAUUUGCUACGUGCCAUAGCGAUAAAGUCUUCUCAAUCGUCAGUGAAGCUCUCAAAAGACUUCCAAAGGUUGAAGGAUCUGGGAUAAGGUCGAAAGAGCAACAGGUUACCAAGGACUCCCAGCAAUCCCAAACACCUCCGGCUCAGGUGAAGCAUCCGAAGAAAAAACUGACCACAAGCUUCUCGAUGAGCGCCAUCUACAUGAGCGACUAUUCCAGCAAAGAUGAUAAAAUGAAAAAUGCCAACAGUACUCCUCCUCUAACAAAUGAAGUGCAAGAUCCUGUAUAUGCCAGGGUUAAACCGAAAGCACAAUCGAAGAGCACCAAUGAUUACAAAAACCUACCACUUGGCCCACUUCCUGACUUUGUCGACUGUUCUGAGGACAUUUCUGCAGGUCUAGAAGAAAAGGAAGAAGAAGAAGAUUUGAUGACCCUUGAGCAAUUAGGCAUCCGUAUUAAAUACAAGGACGAAGCUGAAGACGUUUACUCAGAAGUGAAAAUUUAUGAUGAUGAUUAUAGGAACACGAAUGAGACCGAUGACCACAUAGAUUGCAUGAAUUUCUACGAACCUCCUCCACCUGUCUGCUCGGACCUCGAAGAUUCUCUAGCUGUAAGUUUCAACACAGACUAUAUGCUUUCUAAAGAUACAGCCUGCAUCAUUGAGGACGAAGAGCAGCUGGACAUGGCUAUGGAGCGAUUAGGCUUCUAUCCUGCUCCUAAUUUCUGUGGAGCUGAAAGCAUGUACUCACAAGUACCAAACUAUUAUCAUGAUGGUAUUGAUGAUGAAGGCUUUGAGCAACCUGUGGACAAUCAAGAGUAUUUUUACUCAACUUGUGCAUCUGAUACACAUCUUGAAGACUCACAAGCUGAAGGAUUUUCUACCUAUGACAAUUUACCCAAAAGGUCUUAAUUUUAUUAUAAAAUUUCUAUCCAUUUUUAUGCACAUCAAGUAUACAGAUAAAUUAUAAAAAAACAAAAAAAACCUGUAGCAUGAGAUCCACUGAACUUGCACUGAAGACAUCAACAGGUCAUUAAAGUGGCCUGAUUUUCGAUUCAACCAUCAGAGUUCUGAGUAGCCUUCAUGAGGCCAUUAACAUCUCUGAAGCCAUGGUGAUUACCAUCAGAGCAAUGGUCCAGUAAUGGUCUCAGAGCACUAGUGAUCCACUUUUGAGUUUGAUUUGACUAUUGAUCCAAGUGAUUGAUUCUUGAUUUUUUUUUUAAAUGGAUUCCAGAGUCCUGAUGAUCAUCUUCAGGCCUAUGAUGAUAUAUAUAGGUAUAGGCUGAAGUGUCAAUGGAGGGAUUAAUGAUGAGAUCUGAUAAUCAUCUGGUCCAUGAACAAUUUGGCAAUAGGGGACUAAUGUUUGACUCUAUAACCCUGAGCACCAGUUACAGUUUUGAUAAUCGUAUUGCAAGCCCUAAUGAUGGGCUCCAAGGUGCAUGAACCCCUCGUCUUAUAUGGUUUUUGAGAGAAACAUGUAUGAUCAUUUUGUUUCUAUGCAACAAGGUAUAUAACUAGAUAACUAGGUAAUAUAACGGUAUAAAGAUACUUUGACCUAAAAGAUAUUUAAAUGUACAGACAUUUUUUUAUUUUGAUUGCAAAGCAUAAAUAACAGCUUUGCACAGUCUCAGCAUCCGGACAGUUAGUUUCUCCAAACAUUUAGUUAAAAUACUUUACCUUGCCUCCUGUAAACUUGCCAAAGGUCUUCUUAACUAAUUGGAGAUAUUUUUCUGACCUUGUGAUUCAGUUCAUCCCAGAGCAGUUCAAUGGGAUUUUGGUGCGGUGACUGGGCAGGCUAUUCCAUAAUAGAUUAAACUCCAGGCCACUGUUUGCUUUCUAAAUGACACUUACAGAGCUUGAUUGUCCUGGCUCAUCGUCUUGGUUGGUGAAGUGGGUUCCGAUGAGCCGCAGUCCAGACGGAAUUGCAUGGCGUUAAAGUAUAGAAUGGUAGCAACCUUCCAACCUUCCCUUCUCCAAAACAACUUCAAACCAUUAAGCUUCCACCGCCAUGUUAACUGUGGGUAUGAGGCAGUCUGCAAACAUCUCCUGUUCUUCUUAUAUAAGUUGUUCAGUUACAGACAUAAAUGUCAAAUUUGGACUUCAACAUCAUUCAAACACAGCUUGUAUAUAUAUACCAGGCUAAUUGCUACUUUCAAAUGAUCGAAUUCAUUUUUGGUUUUUGUUUUUUCAAAUAUUUUUUGCACUUUGUCAUUCAGCCUUUAGAGGGCACUAUCUCUCUCCUGAUGCAUCACAAAGCCACACGUUCUGAAGCAAUUCUGAAUACUGAAUGGUACAUUUAGGAGCUAAAUUGCCACAGAAUGAUGCAUUAGACACGAUUCAGCAGAGACACAGACCACGCAAAGUGGCUGUUAUUUUUGCAAAUCGCUCAUAAAUGCCACUUUCCUAUAGCAAUAAAAGUAUAUAAAAGCUAUGAUUUGGUUACUUGUGUAUGUAUAACGUGACUAUAUAACAGAAAUACUGUUGGAGACAUGGUUGAAGUUCUUAUGUCAGUAUAUUAGCUAGGGUACAUUAAAAGCUUAAAACCUUAAUAGCUUUAAUGGUAACACCUAGCAUGUUUUAUUCAAUGAAUUGUGCAAGAUAUAAUCAAGAAAAGUCAUAGUAUAAAGACAGUAAGUAAAUAUGCUGUAAAUAAAAAAACAGCAGGUAUAUAUUUAUACUGGACUGGUCCAGUGACUGAUUUGAAUAUUGAAAUGCUUUUGGGAAAUGAGAAGUGAGAUUAAAGCAUUUUCAGUUCAAAUAUUAACUGUGAAAUGUGAUGUACAAUACCAGCAUAUGUAUCGCAAGUAAAAUUAGUCAAGUCGCCGUCAUACACUUGAGUAAAUCUGAGCUUUUCCUCUUGCUAGUUUCAAAAUUGGCCCAUGACCCAGAAUAACUGAAGUUCUCUUAUUGGGAUGAUACUCACUUAAAACUCCUCUAGCAUAUACUGUGACAUCUAUCCAUGGCCUAGAAUGGUAAAUAAGCUGAAGGUACCAGGACUUUUGCACCUGCAAAAAACUGGAGACAGGGAAUGCUGUGUUAUUUUGCUCUAGCUCUUUAUCAGUGAGCAAUCUAAAUGGUAGAGGAAUGUUGGUGUUGUCCUUGAAUCCUCCACUGGGGGCUUUGUAAAGAAGACGCCCCCUGGUAAACAUCACUCUAACAUAUUUCAUUAAAGGACCUUCCUAAUGGGCAUUUUGCCUUCAUCACUGUUAGUUCUGUUUUUGCUUCUGAUGGCAAGUUGACUUCUAAAUGUAGGUCAAGUUCAUGUAUUAAAAAAAGCGUUGUAAUAAAAACUGCACCGAAAAGAAAAGUAUAUGCAACAAAUCUAACAUACUAGAUACUAGCAAACAAAUGAAAGACAAGGAAAGCAACAAAAAAAGUGAGAAAAUUAUACAAAAGAACAUGACGGAAAAAAAAGACAAGACAAAGGAAAAGGAAAGCAAAGUAAAACCAGGACAAAACAACGAUGAUCAAGACAAACGGAGACCAAGUCAAGAAAAGACACAGCAAGGGAAGACAAGACAAAAAAUAACAAGAGAAAACAGAAGACAAGACAAGAAACAACAAGACAAGACAAGACGAUAGACAACAAGGGAAA